AUGUCGGCUACACAGAUAUGCAAGAUGGCAGACCAGGAAGACGGCCUUUACUCCUCAGAAUUUGAUGACGAAUUUAAAGACGACAUUGCAGUUUCACUUUUGCCCAGGGAAGGUGACGAACCUGAGAGGAAAGGAAUACUCCGGUACUCCAAACUUAACCCAAGAAGGGCAGCCAUCAUUGUUGCUGUUUCAUUUGUGUUGCUUCUUGUUAUUGUGCUUCUCGCUGUUUACGUUCGGUCGAGUUCAACCAACAAGGCGCUUGAUCGCCAGAAGAGCACUAUUUCAUUGAGGCUGCCAAGACAUCUAUUGCCGAUAGAAUAUCAUGUGUAUUUACAUCCUAAUCUGACAACUUUUAAAUUCUCUGGGAAAGUUGAUAUUUCUCUGUACUGCAAUGAAGCCGCUAACAAUAUUACACUUCACGCUGGAGAGAAACUUCAUUAUUCUAAUGUUCAAGUAUCGUUUGUUCCAGACGGGGAUGACAAGGAAAAUUCAAAACUUAUGGGAAUUUCGAAAAUCUCUCGACUUUCAGGUGAAAUGAUCUACAUUAAACUGAACAGCAAAGUUGAACGAGGCAAGAAUUACUAUCUGUCCAUCGAAUUCCACUCUGAGUUGAAUAGAGGUCUGUCUGGGUUUUACCUGAGCACAUAUAAUUCCUCAUUGGGCGAAGUAAGAUAUCUUGCCACGACUCAGUUCGAAGCAACCGACGCAAGAAAUGCCUUCCCUUGUUUUGAUGAACCUAACAUGAAAGCAAAUUUCACCAUUGUCAUGACGCGAGAAAAACGCCAUGUGGCCUUGGCAAACAUGCCGCUGGAUCACACUGAAGGGUGCAAUGACACGGUCAAACUUUGCACGGAUCACUUUCAACAAAGCGUGAAGAUGAGCACGUAUCUGGUGGCGUUUAUCGUUUGCGAUUUUAAAAGCAUCACGAGCAAAACUUCAAAAGGAGUUACUGUCAGUGUGUGGGCCCCACCAGAGCAGAUUGAUCAAGGUCAAUUUGCUUUGGAAGUUGCUGUAAAGGUUCUGGAGUACUACGAAGACCUUUUUAAGGUGAAAUAUCCACUUCCAAAGCAAGAUCUUGUGGCUAUUCCUGACUUUGCCGCUGGUGCCAUGGAGAACUGGGGUUUGAUCACAUAUCGAUUGACGUCUCUGCUUUAUAACAAGAAAAAAUCUUCUGACUCAAACAAGGAAAGAGUAGCUGUGGUUGUUGCACACGAACUGGCUCAUCAGUGGUUUGGUAAUUUGGUAACUAUGGAAUGGUGGAAUGACCUAUGGCUUAACGAAGGAUUUGCCAGUUUCAUGGAAUUUAUGGGAGUAAACCAUACCCAACCAGACUGGAAAAUGAUGGAACUAUCCAUUUAUGAGAACUUCCAGGGAGCAAUGAGUGAAGACCAGCUCAGUAACUCUCACCCAAUCAUGGCUGAAGUGAAAGACCCAGCGCAAAUUAAUGCUCUCUUUGAUUCAAUUUCUUACGAUAAGGGCGCAGCCAUAAUCAGAAUGUUAGAAGAUGUUCUGGGAAGCGAAGUUUUUUUCCAAGGAUUACAAAAAUAUCUGAAGAAAUACAGCUAUAGCAACGCACAGACGAAUGAUCUUUGGCAGAGUCUUACUCAGGAAAGUAUCAGCAGUGAGGGUGAAAUUAACGUCACAGAAAUGAUGACAUCGUGGACAAGUCAAAUGGGGUUCCCUGUUAUUUCCGUCAAGAGAGAAAACAAGAUACUGCACAUAGAACAGCAACACUUUCUUGUCCAUAGUAACGAUAAACAGCUAACAGCGUCUUCGUCUGACAGUCGACCAAUGUGGGUAGUUCCAUUAACUUUCGUAACGCAGCAAUCUAAAAACAGGAGUUCGGUUUUGAUGAAGAAGAGAACGAUAGAAGUUAAAUUAAGUCCAGACUUGAGUGAUAAAUCGUGGAUAAAAAUGAAUGCUGGACAAACUGGAUUCUACCGUGUGAAUUAUGAAAAAGAAAACUGGGACAAACUAGUUCGUCAUCUUCAUACUGAAGCCAAGGUAUUGAGUACCGUGGACCGCUCAGGUCUGUUAGACGAUGCUUUGAAUCUUGCUCGGAGCGGCAUGUUGGAUUAUGAAGUGGCCCUAAAUCUCACUUCGUACCUUACAAAAGAAAAAGAAUAUGUCCCGUGGAUGUCGGCGCUUGAUAACAUGGGUUACUUUGCCAUACAAUUUUCCACUUACGACUCUCUGAAAGGAUCAAGUGAUUAUUAUCCCACGUAUAAGAAAUAUGUCUCGUACCUGCUUCAUGAUAUUGCUGCUGAAUUGAGCUGGGAAGAAAAGGACGAUGAUCCACAUUUGAGGAGAUAUCUUCGACCUGCUCUGUUGAAAAUGGCCGCCAUUUAUGAAGAUGUUCUUCCGGAAAGUAAACAGCGUUACACAGCCAAAGCUAAGAAGUAUUUCAACGACUGGCUUGAUAAAGGCAAACCGAUUUCACCGAAUGUUCGUUACGCCAUCUACACGAUUGGAUUAAGAGUAGCAAAUGACUCUGUGUGGACGAAAGUUUUUUAUAGAUACCAGACUGAAACAGUCCCAUCGGAAAAGAAAAAGUUGAUGUACGCGCUCACAACUAGUCAGAACGAAGUCAUUUUAAAAAGAUUGUUGAAGUAUUCAUUGGAUGAAACUAAGAUUCGUUCCCAGGACUCCGUGUCUGUCAUAGAUUCAAUAGCCCGCAAUCCUCAGGGGAGUUUAUUAGCGUGGCAGUUUGUACAGGAUAAUUACCAUGAAUUGUACCAAAGAUAUGGGGUCGGCUCUUUUGAUUUUAGUCGCUUGAUCACGUCGAACACCGCUCACUUUAACACAGAGGAAAUGAAAACCCAGGUUAGCCAGUUUUUCGCGAAGGUUAACCAAGGAUCUGGGGAGAGGGCUGUUCGUCAAAGUCUGGAAAGUAUAGAAGGAAAUAUAAAAUGGAUGAAAGACCACGGACCUGCAGUGAAUAAAUGGUUGAAAAACUUUCUCAAUGGAAAAAACGUCAGCAAGUAGUAUCAUUACGUGAUCUGUCGCCGCGAUUUCCCAAAGCACGGUUGAAUAUGCACGACAGCGGAACGAUUUCAUGUAGUAAAACAGUCGAUCCACAUGUACAGUGACGACUCUAAAUGUGAUAGAGGUGUAUCUUUAGUAUAGGUGUGACAAAAACUUCAGUAACUGCAUUGGAUUGGAAAACGUAAAAGAACAGGGACAAGGCAUUAUAUAGUUUAACUCUAGUUUGGGUUAUAGAGCUUUCCCAGUACACCCGAAGACACACUCAGUAUUCCAGUCCUUAUAUCUAACUAGUAGUGACAUUUAAAAUCGGCGGUAGAGCUGUGCCUUUUUUUUAAUGAAAUUGCACCCAAAUAUUCAAAGCCCAUAU
Molecule: messenger RNA, 3352 nt
Organism: Pocillopora verrucosa
Lineage: Eukaryota; Metazoa; Cnidaria; Anthozoa; Scleractinia; Pocilloporidae
Product: endoplasmic reticulum aminopeptidase 1
Biological process (GO): peptide catabolic process; proteolysis
Cellular component (GO): cytoplasm
Molecular function (GO): zinc ion binding; peptide binding; metalloaminopeptidase activity
Source: RefSeq, a predicted model, not a curated record